Coccomyxa subellipsoidea C-169 is the source of this 738-nucleotide messenger RNA. RefSeq lists its product as hypothetical. The record is from RefSeq and is a predicted model, not a curated record. The coding region runs from base 11 to 208 and encodes 65 amino acids. Lineage: Eukaryota; Viridiplantae; Chlorophyta; Trebouxiophyceae; Coccomyxaceae. The transcript has 2 exons.
GAAAGAGCGAAUGGCGCAACGCACGGCUGCCGAGCGCGCCGCGCACAAUGAACGGCGGCGCCUAGUACAGGAGGCACUGCAGGCGCAGAGGGAAAAAGAAGCAGGAGAAGAGGCAGGUGCUAGGGCUGACCUGGCUGACCGCCUGGCAGAGCUAAGGUUGCGCAAGCAGCAGCAGCAGCAACAGCCGCAGCUGGCGGAGGCCGCCUGAUGUCAAUAAGAGUAUUAGCAAUUAUCUUUAUGAGUGGCGAACCCAGAGCGUAGAGGGCCAUAGGGGCAUACACAGGUCCGUCUGCAGCCGGAACCUGGGGCCGAUAUGCACAGGCUUGCAGCCUUGUCAACUCGCAAAUGCACCCUUGCCGCCUACAGGUCUACACCCCCUUCAUACACGAAUGCUGAGGGGCCAUCCCUAGCAAACCACUCAAAACUUCAGGACGGAUUUCGACAGCGACGCUGCGGAUGUCGAUGCUGCAUUUGAGGACAGAGAGACGCAGUGCAGAUGCUGUUGCGAGCUGUUCAAUGUCGUUUUGUAUGGAGUACGAUUUGUCAAUGUCCUGACUAAUGUUACAGAAGAAUGACUCUGCUCAGAACUCGCAUGCACCCAAACAGAACCACUGCGAGGUGCUUGAAAGAAGAAAGGGAAAUAAGUUGCACAGUCUAUAAAUAUAGCGAAGAUGCAUUGCAAAUUGGAGAGUCUGCCACAAGCAUGCUCACUCACAGCAAUGUAAUCAACUGGUACUC